UGUUGAUUCGUUUUUAUAGGUAAUCGAUUGUUUGAGUGUGUAUAUGUAUCAUACAUUUGUAAAAGAAAAAAAAAAACUUGUCUGAGAUAUACAGUCGUUGUCGUUGGUCUCUAUGGAUUUUUACUGAAAAUGGGGAUGGAAUCAAUGAUGUAAAUAAAAUUAUAUGAUAAUUCGUUUUUGAAGGAAGUGUUUUUUUAAGGCGUGUGGACCCCAGAGUACUUCAGGGUAAGAGUUUCCAGUGAAUUGUCUGGAAUCUGUUCCCUAACUGUCUGUUGAAUUAAAUCUCAUAUGGCUCGUGGAGAAGACAGUAUCGACAGUGGGAUGGCGUCUCUGACUACAAGCAGCAAGGAUUUAACCCCAGAAAAGGUUAAGAGCGAUGAUGACUUCGAAGAUGACGAGGAAGAUGAGGAUGAGACACUUGUGGAGCGACUGGUGGGACUAGGCGAGAUGUUCCCGCCUCGUGUACGUGACGCGACACACAUCAUAGCCACCACGACGUGCAAAGGUAUAAAAUCGUUCUAUGGGUUUGCAUGCUCUGCGGCAUGGGUGGUAUUCAGUUCGUCCAUCAUCCUGUUUGCUCCACUGAUUUUUGAAGUGGAGCGAGCCCAGAUGGAGGAAGCCCAGCGCAGCCAGCAGAAACAGGUGCUGCUGGGGCCCAACUCUGCGAUGGCGGGGAGCAUGGGCGGCACUCUCAAACCCCCGCCACCCACGCGAUAAGUCCCGCCCGCCCUUCCCCACGCGCAGUGUACAUUAGUUCGACUCGUUAAAGAGCAAUGCAAAUCCCAAGUCUUAUAAUAGAGGAAGCUGCCACGGGCCGGACAGUUCGUGUUCUCGCCCUGGUCCCCGUCACGAGCAGUGUCGAAUGAUUGAAUAAAUUUGUUUUAUAGAUUUUCGGAUCCUUAGACCAUUGGUGCACCAAAUUUGGACAUGAACGGUAAUUCAGUGUACAAUAAGUAAAGCUUCAUGUUUUGAAAAUAUCUGUUUCUAGCCUUGUUACUAAAUAUAUACAGCUUAUAUGUUUUAUUUAUGUAUUAUUUUUACCAUGUACAGGUUGUUAUUUCACAAUUUUUGUAAAAAUGAUUUUGUAUUUUGUCCAUGGGUGGUGCCAAUUCCUUUGGCACAUAUGCACUUGCUCAUUAAAGUUUUAUGUUUUUA
Molecule: messenger RNA, 1155 nt
Organism: Bacillus rossius redtenbacheri
Lineage: Eukaryota; Metazoa; Arthropoda; Insecta; Phasmatodea; Bacillidae
Gene: mge
Product: mitochondrial import receptor subunit TOM22 homolog
Exons: 5
Coding region: 289-717 (142 amino acids)
Biological process (GO): intracellular protein transport
Cellular component (GO): mitochondrial outer membrane
Source: RefSeq, a predicted model, not a curated record